AUGAUAAUGAACUUCUAGUUAAUGAUGACUUGGUAAUUGUGCAGCCCAGUUCUGAAGGGGAGCUUGUCAUACCUUGUAGACCUACAGCUCCCAAUAUAACAGUGACUCUCAUGAAAGAUUCAGAGGAGAUCUAUAGCACCAAUGGUUCAUUGGUCAGAUUUGAUCCUCAUCGUGGCUUUAUAAUUCAGGAAAAAAAUCUGUCAGACACUCUGUACACCUGCGCAGCAGGCACUAAAACUCUCGAUUUCUUCGUUAAAGUCAUGCGUGUUUCAGAUGAUGUUCAUGCACCCCAUAUACACUCUCUUCCCUACCAUGCUAUUCUUGGGUCCACUUUGGAAUUGAACUGUUCUGUGCCAUAUACUGGGAUACCAGUGGAUUUAGAGUGGGCAGUACCAGACCAGCAAGGUAAAGAGACAGGUCGUAUUGUUGAAAGUGGACUAAGAGAAGUGACAGAUCCUGCCUUAGAUGGUCGUCAGGCAAUAAAGACACUAACAGUACAAAGAGUUCAGUCCAGUGAUGAGGGUUAUUACAAGUGUACCUCCAAAGAUCAUGUAAAUAUGAAAAUGGAAGAAAAGUUCAUACGUGUCCUAGGACCUCAUGACUCCUACAUAAACCUGACAGUCCAGCAUGGCAAAACCAAUAUUAGUAUCAAGGCAGGAUCCCAUUCCACAGUUCAAUGGAUUGUGUAUUAUUCAGGACACCCUCAACCUCAACUAAUUUGGUAUGAAGAUGUGGGUCCUGAAGAUAGAGAGAUUGUGUCCGAUAGUAAAUUUGAUGUCUAUCGGGAACCUGAUAUUACAAAGCUAGUUAUCAAGAGCCCUAGCAUUGAGGACACAGGUGUAUAUAAACUGAAAGCUGUCAAUGAAGGAAGCAGCAAAUCUGUAGAUCUCUUUUUAGAUGUGACGGGUGGUCCCACUGACUUUAAUAUAUCUGUCGAGCCUUUUUACAUAGUAAACGAAAUAGCAAAAAUUGAGUGUUCUGUAUUGGGUAAUCCACCACCUUAUUUUAAGUGGAGUUUUCGACCCUGUAACUUUCAAGUUUUGGAACAUUGUGAAGAAAGUGAAGAAUUGAAUACAUCUGAAGAUGUGGUCAUUGGAAAGGUUCAAGUCCAUUCAAAGCUGACAAUUAACGCCACCCGCUCAGGAAUAAUACAAGCUGAAGCUUGUGAUUAUUUCAACAAUUGUCAGGCUAAGGAAGUUAAACUUUAUGUGACAGAUGUUCCACAAGGCUUUUAUCUUUAUGGGAACAAUCUCACUGUUCAAGGAGAAAAUCUUGACUUCAAUUGCAGUGUAUCCAAACAUCUUUACCCGGAUGACAUUGUUUGGAAAUUCAAUGACUAUCCAUUAUUGGAAAAUAGCAAUGUACGCUUAUCAACAACGAGCACUAAAUUAUCCAAGCACAGUCGACUACAGAUCAGCAAUGUUACAAAGGCAAACCAAGGCCUCUAUACCUGUGUAGCUCAACCUAUUCAAGCUGACUUGAUACAUGAGAAGUCUAUUAUGUUAAAUGUCUCUGGUAUGAUUGCUCCCGUUUUUAACAGAACCAAUCUAAAAGGUGAUGUGCAAGAAUUGACAGAAGGUCAAAACAAAGCACUUUACUGUUAUGCUGUGGGAUUACCACCACCACAAAUAACCUGGCUAAAGGGAAAAAAUCCCGUAACACCUAAGGACAACAUUGAAAUUUUGGAAAAUGGAUUGGUAUUGGAAUUUAAAUAUGUAACCAAAGAGGAUGAUGGAGAAUAUACAUGUGUAGCUACAAACAGAGCUGGCACAGCUAAAAGAACUAUAACUUUUAGUCUUUUAGAUAAGCCAAAAGGUGUGAAUGUGGGACUAGUUGUGGGUUUGUUGGGUCUUGCUAUUUUGUUAUUGGCUAUCAUCAUAUAUUUAUUUGUUAGAGUUCAAAGAGAGCAGAAACUUCGCCAGCAACUUACACAAGCUGGUCUCAUGCACUUUGAGGAGGGUGCGAUAGAAAAUUUGAACAUGGAUUUAGGUGUUGAGGAUCAAGCUGAACUGCUACCGUAUGACAGAAAAUUUGAAUUUCCACGUGAAAAAUUAAAACUUGGUAAAACCCUUGGAUCGGGUGCAUUUGGAGUUGUUGUGAAGGCUGAAGCAUUUGGAAUCAAUGAAGGAGAACAUGUUACCCCAGUAGCAGUAAAGAUGGUCAAAAAAACAGCUGAUAGUGCUAUUAUUAAAGCUCUUGCGUCGGAACUAAAAAUAAUGGUUCAUUUAGGAAGACACCUUAACGUUGUGAAUUUAUUAGGAGCAUGCACUAAAGGUCUCAACAAAAUGGAACUCUUAGUUAUUGUUGAGUAUUGUAGGUAUGGUAACCUACACAAUUAUCUGAUGAAACAUCGUAAUAAAUUUAUAGAUCAGAUUGACCCUGAGACAGGUUUAAUUGAUUCAUCAAGAGGAAUUGAGUCUCUUGCUAAUUUUCCUAAUGGGCGCAACAGGUUGAAUUAUGCAGCCCUUUCCUUCUCCAACAGCCAAUCGGAUUCCUUCAAGGGAGACUUUCGACCUUCAGAAUCUAGAGCAGAUUACAGAAGUCAGUCAGAUACAUCAGAAAAUUUUGCCACAGGAGCGACUGAAGCUACAUUUGUUUGCAUGACUCCAACAGGUGGGGAGGAAGGGUUCCUAAUGAGCAACAACUCCCAUCAACCAGAUUGGAGAUCUAACUACAAAGGAGACUACAAAGGAAAUGUUAAUCCCAUUAGCACUAGAGAUCUCCUUUGUUACGCUUUCCAAGUAGCUAGGGGUAUGGAAUAUUUAGCAAGUCGCAAGGUGCUACACGGAGACUUAGCUGCAAGAAAUAUUUUACUAGCUGACAAUAAUAUUAUCAAGAUAUGUGACUUUGGGUUAGCUAAGAGUGUAUACAAGGAUGAAAAUUAUUUAAAGAAAGAAAAUGGGCCAUUGCCUAUUAAGUGGAUGGCGAUAGAAUCAAUUAGGGAUAGAAUCUUCUCUACACAGUCAGAUGUUUGGUCAUUUGGAAUUGUAUUGUGGGAGUUUUUCACUUUGGCAAGAACACCAUACACAGGCAUGGCAGCAGAUGAACAUAUGUACAAGAGACUGGAAGAAGGAUAUCGAAUGGAAAAGCCUCCAUAUGCUACAGAUGACCUGUACACAGUAAUGAUGGAAUGCUGGCAAGCCAGACCAAUUUUACGUCCUUCAUUCACAGAGCUAGUCGACACAUUAGGUUCUAUGCUGGAAGAUGGUGUGCGAAAGCAUUAUGUUGAUUUGAAUGAGCCAUACAUUCAAAUGAACAACCAGUGGCAGAAUGAAUCAGGUCAUAAUGAUUAUUUGGGAAUGUUUAGCUCCCCAAAUUAUUCUAAUGUUGUGGCACCACCUGAGGAAGAGGAAGAGCCUCAAAGAUAUCAAAAUAUUCCCCGUGGUGCCCCUUCGGUGGUAGCAGAUAGUAAUACACCAGGCUAUUUAACAAUGAAAAGUCCUUCUCCUACAGAACUUAACACCAUAUUUAGUCCAACAAGACUUGGAAACAAUGGUGGUAAUGUCUUCAAGUUUCAAACUCCUCCACAAGCUAGACGGCAGUUGCGAGAUACUGAGGCCAAUGAUCAUGUUGAACUUAGGCCAAUGCUUAGUGAAGGCAGCAGAAGAUCGGAUUCAACAAGUGGCCAUGAAUCUGACUCUGAUGCCAUGAGUCAAUACACUGCUGUUCCAAGCAGUAGGCCUGUUAUACCUAACGCUAGUGAUAGCAGGGUCUCACCACUAAAACCUACAAACCAGGGAAAUCUGCCAGGCUUCUCGAAUCCAACCUACAGUUUUGCUCCUGACUUAGUUGUCACAUCACAGGACAAUUAUGUGAAUUAUCCAAAGCAGCGCGACGUUUGCUAUCCAAAACCGCUAGAACUGAUUUUCCACAUGCCUCCUCCCACUUUCAGUACCUUUGGACGAAGGCCUGCCCAGGAUAUGAAGCUUCCUGCUAACUACGCGAACGUCCCUGCUCAACGAGCGCCUCUAGCUUUAAGUGAAGCUGAUUUUAAUGACCACCCUUAUGUGAAUUAAGAACGUCCUUGAAGAUGCAUUCAUUUCUGAUUCGUUAUUGUUAGAUUUAUAAUAGUCUGAUGUCCUUCCAUAAAUCCAUAUUAAUUUUUUUUAUGUGCCUGUGGAGAGAUUUAAAGAAGUAUUAUGAUGGCCUUAUUAGAUUAUUUCCUCAUGAGUUGAGUAUGUGCUGUGAUAAUAGACAACCUAUUUGUAUCUUCAUAGUAUUAACUUUAUUUUGUAAUUAAAUAUUUUUAGAAACAUGAAUGGUUUGAAGAGAGUUAGGAGAAAUGGACAACACAUUUUUUUUUUUCAUAUUGUGUUCACUUUGAAUCAUAUGCAGCCUCAUGCAUUUAUGUGUUUACGCAUUUGUAAAUAAAAGCUAAAAUGUGUAUUUUAUAGUUGCCAAUUUCAAGGCAAAUUGGUUUCAAAAGCCAAAUGAGUCAUUUUUAAUUCUAAGAAUUUGAUUACCUGACUGAUAACUGUAUAUAUUUUAUCUGUAUGUACAAAGUUAGACCUAAGUAUGACCAUAUGUAAAUGCUAUUAAUUGUUUACUGUAAAUUAUGUGAAAUUUUAAAGUCGCAUUUAACAGCCUUGUGCAUUCAAAAUCAAAAAAAAUAUUUUUAUUUUUCUUGCCUGACCGGCAAGUCCAAAAAAUACAACCGCAAAAUGUA
Frankliniella occidentalis (western flower thrips) is the source of this 4666-nucleotide messenger RNA. It is a transcript of the gene Pvr, whose product is annotated as vascular endothelial growth factor receptor 1. Gene Ontology annotation, biological process: positive regulation of kinase activity; multicellular organism development; protein phosphorylation. Gene Ontology annotation, cellular component: signaling receptor complex. Gene Ontology annotation, molecular function: transmembrane receptor protein tyrosine kinase activity; ATP binding. The record is from RefSeq and is a predicted model, not a curated record. NCBI's taxonomy places the organism in Eukaryota, Metazoa, Arthropoda, Insecta, Thysanoptera, Thripidae.